UUAGGCGGAGGAAGAGCUUCGUAUCCUCCUCUAUCGAGAAUCUUCCUAGUCUCUCCUUGCAUACUCAACUCAAUACGUGUGCGAAACCGGCUCCUUUUCUUGGUCUCUCUUCCGCUGGCAGUCUCGUUGUCACGCCGGAAGCCCUAAGCGACUUUGGAUAGCGUCGUUACGUGGAGUUUAUAUUCGUUAGGUAUUAUGGCGGCUGAGGAGGAAAACCCUGCAUCCACUCCACCAGCAGAGCCUUCUGUUUCCGUCCCUGAUGGUCCACCUGGGGUUUCGGGUCUUUCGACCAUCAGUGUCACCCCGGAUCCACCAAUACAACCUAUCAGUGCCCCAGUAAUUCCCGUUCAACCUUUGCCUACUAUUGCUCCAAUUCCUACAGUUCCUAUUGCCCCAGUUGGCCGGCCGUUAGCCCCACUUCCGAUGCGUCCACCUGUCUUAAGGCCGCCUGUGCCGCAAAAUGGCGAGGUCGGAGCUAGUGACUCUGAUUCUGACCAUGAUGACUCCCGAACUGCUACUGGUUCUACAGAGUAUGAGAUUUCAGAAGAGAGUAGACUGGUGAGGGAGCGGCAGCAACAGGCUAUGCGGGAGCUGAUGACGAAGCGUCGUGCUGCUGCUCUCGCAGUGCCUACUAAUGACAUGGCUGUCCGUGCUCGUCUUCGUCGGCUUGGUGAACCCAUAACGCUUUUUGGAGAGCGAGAGAUGGAAAGGCGGGAGAGGUUGCGGACGAUUAUGGCAAAGCUGGAUUCUGAAGGGCAGUUGGAGAAGCUGAUGAAAGCUCAUGAGGAGGAGGCAGCAGCUGUUUCAGCUGCAACUGAAGAUUUUGAGGAAGAAAUGGUUCAGUACCCUUUCUAUACUGAAGGAUCAAAGGAGCUAUUGGAUGCUAGAAUUGAUAUUGCAAAAUACUCAAUUUUAAGAGCAGCAUCGCGUCUUGAACGUGCUCGUAGGAAAAGGGAUGAUCCGGAUGAAGAUGUGAAUGCAGAGAUUGAUUGGGCUCUAAAGCAAGCCAAAAGUUUGGUUCUCGAGUGCAGUGAGAUUGGGGAUGAUAGGCCUCUUACUGGUUGUUCCAUCUCACGUGACGGGAAAAUGCUGGCAACCUGUGCAUGGAGCGGAGUUGCUAAACUGUGGAGCAUGCCUCAAUUAAAUAAGGUUUCUGCCUUAAAGGGGCACACAGAACGUGCAACUGACGUUGCAUUCUCUCCUGUGCAUGACCAUCUGGCGACUGCUUCAGCUGACCGAACUGUAAAAUUAUGGAAUACUGAUGGAUCCCUCCUUAAGACGUUUGAGGGCCAUCUGGAUCGUAUUGGACGUAUUGCCUUUCAUCCUUCAGGGAAGUAUUUGGGCUCAACUAGCUUUGACAAGACUUGGAGACUGUGGGACAUAGAUACUGGAGUGGAGCUGCUUCUUCAAGAAGGUCAUAGUAGAAGCGUAUAUGGGAUAACCUUUCACCCUGAUGGAUCAUUAGCAGCAUCUUGUGGACUUGAUUCCCUUGCACGUGUUUGGGACCUUCGCACUGGGAGAAGUAUCCUCGUUCUAGAAGGUCAUGUUCAGCCGGUUCUUGGUGUCAGCUUUUCACCCAAUGGAUAUUAUUUAGCUACUGGUGGUGAAGAUAAUACUUGUCGCGUGUGGGAUUUGAGGAAGAAAAAAUCUUUGUAUAUAAUACCUGCGCACUCAAAACUUAUAUCACAAGUGAAGUUUGAACCUCAAGAGGGUUACUUUUUAGUCACUUCUUCAAGUGAUAUGACAUCAAAGGUUUGGUCUGGUCGAGAUUUCAAGCCCGUGAAAACUUUAUCUGGUCAUGAAGCAAAAGUUAAUUCUCUGGACAUAAGUGCGGACGCGCAACAUAUUGUGACCGUCUCUCAUGAUCGGACCAUCAAACUUUGGCGUGGCAGUAGCAAUGGUGGGGAAGACCGUAUGGAUAUGGACUGAUCACCUCUGUGUGUGAGCAUCGUCACUUUCAUUUCUCAAUUUUGCUUAAAAAGUUCUACUGAGGAGUUUGACACAAAAGCAUAGUUGCACCGGCAGCGAUACUUUCUACUCUGGCAUGACUUGUUAUUCCUCUGAGACAAUACGUUGAUGUUAUUGCUGGGCAAGACACUAACAAUUUAUUUUAUGCUCAUUUUAUCAACAAUUUUUUUAAAAAAAUUAAAAGAGAAGGGAUAAGGAGGCUCGAACUUGAGACCUUUAUGAGAUAUCA
This is a messenger RNA of Tripterygium wilfordii, 2197 nucleotides long. RefSeq names its product U4/U6 small nuclear ribonucleoprotein PRP4-like protein. Gene Ontology annotation, cellular component: U4/U6 x U5 tri-snRNP complex. Gene Ontology annotation, biological process: mRNA splicing, via spliceosome. The record is from RefSeq and is a predicted model, not a curated record. Gene Ontology annotation, molecular function: U6 snRNA binding; U4 snRNA binding; protein binding. NCBI's taxonomy places the organism in Eukaryota, Viridiplantae, Streptophyta, Magnoliopsida, Celastrales, Celastraceae. The transcript is spliced from 6 exons. Bases 196 to 1929 code for a protein of 577 amino acids.